Talaromyces amestolkiae is the source of this 3393-nucleotide messenger RNA. RefSeq lists its product as uncharacterized. The record is from RefSeq and is a predicted model, not a curated record. The transcript is spliced from 9 exons. Gene Ontology annotation, cellular component: cytoplasm. Gene Ontology annotation, molecular function: dipeptidyl-peptidase activity. NCBI's taxonomy places the organism in Eukaryota, Fungi, Ascomycota, Eurotiomycetes, Eurotiales, Trichocomaceae. Bases 1 to 3393 code for a protein of 1130 amino acids.
AUGGAUGCUCAGACGAAACAACACUAUCUAGCUGACUCUCCGCCCAGCGUCGUGAGAUUGGAGAUUAAGCAACAUUUUGAAGCUCUCAAGGAUGAGAGUCUGAAGCGCUAUGCCCAUUUUAUGAGCAGAGCCGCAUUCCAAGGUACUCGAGUUACCCUGCGUCAAGUCUCCCCCGAAUCAGAACCUAUUUACGAUUUGAUCCUGUCGCUCUAUAAAGCAGUCGGCGGAAACUGGCACUCGCUCACAGAAAAGACUAGCGUGGAACCUCAAGACUUGCAAUAUUUCCUCGAAUAUUCAGCUCAAUUCCUCGGUAAUUGCGGAAACUACAAGGGCUUUGGAGACUCCAAAUUCAUCCCCAGACUUAGCCCCGAUGCUUUCAAGAAACUUGCAUCAAUUUCCCCUGAGACACAAGCAGCAUUCGAAAAGGCGAAUAGCACUGGUGGUGGAAUAUACGAAACAAGCGAUGUCGGUUUGAUGCAUUUGGGAUAUCCUGACAAGGGCCAUCUGACUACCUAUUAUCCUGAGUCUUCCAGCAUCACUAAAGAUGAGAUCACAGCUGUAGGGGACUUUUUGGAAAAGAAGGGUCUGCCAGUCGAGAAUACAAGAUUGCGCAAGACUGCACAGGGUGAUUUCGAGCUUCUGAUUGCUUCGGGUCUUUCUUCACCUCCGUCUCGGGAUCGGGAUUUGGGAGACGAGGAUUCCUGGACGCUUGAGGCGGCCCCUGUUGCCGGAAAAAAGCUUAGUUUGGUGUUUGGUGACUAUCAGAAUGAAAUGUCCAAGAUUGCUCAUAGUAUCAAGCAAGCAGAAUUAAACGCUGCCAAUGAUACACAGAAGAAGAUGUUGGAGCAAUAUGCGAAGUCCUUUGGUACCGGAUCUAUUGAAGCGUACAAAGAGAGCCAGCGCCUUUGGGUCAAAGACCAGAAGCCAGCAGUUGAGACCGACUUGGGCUUCGUUGAGACCUACAGAGAUCCACAUGGGGUUCGAGGAGAGUGGGAGGGAUUCGUUAGUAUGGUCAAUCUGGUACGCACUAGAACAUUUAGCGACCUGGUCAACGGCGCAUCGCAAUACAUCGUUCGCCUGCCCUGGGACAAAGAGUUUGAAAAAGACAAAUUCUUGAGCCCAGACUUUACAUCCUUAGAAGUCUUGACUUUCGCGGGUUCUGGUAUACCUGCUGGUAUCAAUAGUCCCAAUUACGAUGACAUUCGACAGAACCUCGGAUUUAAGAAUGUGUCGCUGGGCAACGUCUUAAGUGCAAAGGCACCAAACGAACCGGUCCCGUUUAUUGCCGAGAAAGAUUUGGAAAAGUUUCAGAAAUACCGAGAUGAGGCAUUUGAGGUGCAAGUAGGCCUUCACGAGCUUCUUGGACACGGUACCGGUAAAUUACUUCAGGAAACAGCGCCAGGAGUCUACAACUUUGAUGUUAAAAAUCCACCCGUCAGCCCUAUUACAAAGAAGCCGGUUUCCACGUGGUACAAGCCUGGUCAAACCUGGAGCUCGGUUUUUGGCGCUAUUGCUUCUUCAUACGAAGAGUGCCGUGCAGAAUGUGUGGCCAUGGCUUUGAGCUGCGACUUUGAUAUUCUCAAAAUUUUUGGUCAUGGCGACGGCCAGACUGAUAUCAACAAUGAUGCCGGCGACGUUCUUUACGUAGCAUACUUGCAAAUGGCGCGAGCUGGAGUUGUCGCUCUGGAAUUCUGGGAUCCCAAGAGUCGCAAAUGGGGACAAGCACAUAUGCAAGCCCGCUACAGUAUUCUGCGCACCUUCCUUGACGCAGGAGACGACUUUGUCAAACUUGUCCACACGAAGGAAGAUUUGUCUGAUCUCGAAAUCCACCUGGAUCGGUCGAAAAUCCUUAGUCAUGGACGACCAGCUGUAGAAAAUUACUUGCAGAAAUUACACGUCUAUAAGUCUACAGCGGAUGUCGUUGCUGGCACGCAGUUGUACAACGAUAUCACAUCUGUUGAUGACUGGUGGGGAACUAAGGUUCGAAACAUCGUGUUGCAAAAGAAGGUKCCCAGAAAGGUGUUUGUCCAGGCAAACACCCAAAUUGAAGCCUUGACAAUUUCAUACGAGAUCGGUGGCGCGCCCCCAACGGCGCUGCCUUCAAUAGAACCUGCUGCCACCGUGGAGGACUUUUCGUACAUCUCUCCCCCAGCUCACCCUCCUCUCUCUGAGGCCUCCUCGUCAUCUCACGCCUCUCCUCGACCCCCGCCCUUUUCGUCGAUAUAUUCUGCACCAGACCCGGAAGUCGAUCGUUUCAAAGCAGCUAUUACCGAGGACCCAGGUGCCUCGUCCUUGCCCGCGUUUGCCCCGCCGCCCCCGUCACCGUCGCUCUUCCUACCGCCGCCAGAAGAUCUAGACGAGUCCUCUUCCGUGGUCGCGGAAACCAAAGCCGCGCUUGAGAGUGUAGAGAAGAAGGGUGAAUCUUCCGGCAAACCCCCUGACGACAGUGAGCCUCCGCCCCCUUAUACGGAAGGCUAUAGUCCGCUUCAAUCGUUCUCGUACGUCAUGGCAGCCGCAGGUGGUGCUGCGAGCAUCAUCACCCAGGUCCAACAGACGGGCGGUCCUCCGAUAAACACUCUAGGAGAUGUCAAUGGAGACGAGCACAUAACCUUAGAUCUCAGGGGCACUCGAUUCACACUCUCUCGAGAUGAGCUGCUGACCCUUCCGGAGUUCGUGUUGCUCUCGUUGUUCCCUAACGGUCUACUACCCGAUGGUCAUAUGGGUGGCUUCCAUGAUGGUGAUAUCUAUCCUGUAGAUUACGACCCCAACUCGCUCCAGUACAUGCUCGAUUUCUUUCGCACCGUGGCGCAAUCAAUUCCAUCUGCAUCACCUUCUCCAUCUGGUUCGCCCGAUAUGGACGCGAGUGAUUCGAUGUAUAGCUCGACGCGAGACAUGCUGCAAGAUCGGGCAGGCAUAAUUGUGCUUCGGGAAGAUUUGGAUUUCUACGUUAUCCCGCCACGACCGAAUAUAGGACAAGCCGAGAUGAUGACAGUCAAACGGGCCGCGGCCCAAGUCCUCCUGAGACAGGAUGGAAUAUUCUCUGGCCUCCGAAAGAGUGAUGAAGUGGGCAGCACAGAGCAGCAUUUGAUCGAGAUGUUGACUGCGGGUGGCUUCAACCAUGAAGAUUCUUGGGGCCACCGUGCUCCAGAGCCCAAUAAAGCAGUGAUCUGUAGUCUAGCCUUGGCGAAACUGCGAACAGAUAUACGGGGAGAUAUCAACAGCAAUGCUUCGGUUGGGAUGGCACAGAAACUAUUGCUCUUCUGGAGGAAGCCAGCUCGACGUUGCUGGUGGGAAGGUAUUGAACUGGAUGGUGUUGAUGGUGUGGAGGGGAAACUAAAAGUUUGGAUUCGACGAGUAUGGACUCUUGAGAUGAGCGUCAUCGGUCUGAGAUGA